CCCUCCAUCCAAACACACAAAUUUGGAGGUCGGUGAUCACCGCUGCAAUCUUCAGGUGAUCUCUUCCUCUGAUCAUUAUCAUCAUUGUCGUCGUUUUUCGGCUUCAGUGCCUGACCAGUGGAAUUCUUUUCGGAGUAUUCUGUAUGGAAAAAAAAGAGGAUAAUUCGUUGUAGUCUUAGUCUAUUCUUGGUUUUGAGUUUGAUGGUCAGAACACUUUGAUUCAUUUCAUGUCCUUACCGACUCAGAAAGCUUCUUCUAAAGCUGCGACAUCUUGAAUGCCUCAACUCCUCAACCCAAAAUCCUUUUCUCUAUCUCAUAUAGUCUUGUGGUGUAUUCAAUCCACGUUGUGGUCCUUUUGUGGAUUGGUACCAAAAUCUCUUGCUUUAGGUUGGAUUAUGCUCAUAGAGUAGGAUAUCAUUAUGUCUAGGUUUGAGUUUCUCAUGUUUAAUUUUGUCAUUAUCAUUUUCUUCCUUCUUUUUCUUUGGAAGGACCAUUUACAAAUUGUUUGAAAAUAUACACUCAACUUAAAAAUUUGGCGUGCCAGUGCUGUUAUUCAUCACUCGUAGACUUGCAAUUGCCUUUCCUUCUGCUCUACUGCCAUGCUCAUGAUCAAGAUGUUUUGACAACUAUGCCUUUGCCCUCCAUUUUGUUUCUUGUUAGGUUGCAGAUUUUGAAUUUCUCCGUCUUUAUUUUUCAGAAUUUAUAGGAUUAGAAUUUUGUACUGCUAAUACGAGUAUUUAAUUUAAAUCAUACUUCCCCUUCCCUCAAUAAAGUUUUCUUAUGAAGUUGAUUCCCAGAUUUCCUAAAUUCUGCAUAAUAUUAGUGGAAUUCUUUGCAUUAGAGUACUAUUGCAUUCCCAACUUAUGCAAUUUAGCAGUGAGAAUAACUAAAAACACUUCUAAUGAAUUUUCAUAUCCAUCGUAAUGAAUUUUGCAGAUAAUCUUGACUCUUGAGCAAUUGGAUUUAUGGUAACUAUUCACCUCCAUCUGGAUAUUUGUUUUAAAUUUUCAUAAGUUCAGCAAAUCAUGUUAGGUGGGUGGUAGUUUUUGUUCUAUUUUCACUGCAUGUGAGGAGAAAGGUUGUGUAUCUUGCAAUGCUGCAAUGGAUGGGAGGAUCAAGGCGGAAAGUGACAGCUGUAAGUGCAGUUGGAAUUUAACUUCUACUGAGUUUUGUAAGCUGUAAUUGUCAACUGAUCAAGAAUUCAUUGAUCUUAGGUUGGUAAAGAGUCGUUUAAUUCUCUAGUUUUAAAAAUGUUUGUUCUAUGUGAUUAUAAGUAUUUCAGUACAUGAUUAAGUUCAUGAAGAGCAAAGUCCAACUAAGUCAUUUUAUAGAUUAGCAGAUGUUGGCUAGAAGUAAUGACUUUCUGCAGUAGGCCACUGCAAUCAACCUUAACUAAUGGUGGUUUGCUUUCCCAAAGAAAUACUAAACUGGAUAUUCGGUGAUUUUCUUACUGUAACAUAUUCUUUACAACACAUCUCUGAAACAACAGCAUAACCAGUUACACUAAUGUAAAAUCCUUCUUUUCCCAUUUUGCUCAAGAUAUACGAGUUUGCACCUCAUAUGCGUGUUGGUAGAGAAACUCUUGAUGCUUCACUUUUUCAUCAGUAAUUUGAGAUAUUUGUCAUUCAAGUAUACUGUGACGUGUAUGAUUAUUAUUUUUUUGUUUUAUUCAUUUAUUUAUUUUUUUGUUUUGUGCAUGAUAUUGUUUCUUGUGAUGAAAAUGGGGAAUGAUUCAGACAAGAAAGUCAACACAAAAGAGGUAUAGGAGAUAUGUUAAUUUUCUUUAUGUUUGCCUCAAAAUUCAUAAAUCUCAUUUGGUCUAGCAUGGAAAUUUGCUCUGAAGGAUUACAGUAUUCAAUGGAUUACAGUAUUAUCAUGGAAUAUAAAGCUCACAGUUAUUAUGUUGAUGCUAAUUGUUGUUGCAUGCUUAUUUUAAAAUUUGAAAUGGCAUCAGAUGCAGUAAAUAGACCAGUCUUUGCCCUAACUUUUGAUUUCCAAAGGCAAAAGCAAUAUUUUGAGCAAAGAAAGCGACAACAGCAGCACCAUAUAGCUGGACUAGAAAGCUAUACUGAUGGGGUAAGCUUAUUAGGGCAAGACAACAAAGAACAACGAUCACUAGAUGUUCUCAGCUUGCUGAAUUUGUCAUCAAUUGCGCAAGAAUGCAAAACUCGCUCCAAUGUGAUGCUGAUAGGCAUAACAACGCUUUUAAUGGAAAAGGUGACAAACCAGAUAAUUGGAAGACAGCCACAGAGCAUCAGCUUUCUGUUUUUGAUUUACUUGGUGAUGAUGGACCAUAUGGCAAUUUAGAGGGAAGUCCAGUAUGUGAAGCUCAUGUUGCAUUUUCUGUUGAAGGUUUAGGUAAAGUGGGAACAGAAACACCUGUUCAUUCACCGCACCAACCUCACAGAGUCUCUUCAUAUGAUUGCUCAUUACUGAAGGAUGCAAGGCAACUUCGCUCUUCCAAGAAUCUUAAUUUUGUGCUGGACGACCUUGAAGUUGAAGUGGGUUCCAAGAUGCAAGAUAUCAAUAUGUCACCUAGUGGCAAUUCUUUGGAGCUACCUUUCUACCCCAUGGGCAUAGAGGAUCCCUUUAGCAACCCAAAGCAGGGAGUAUCCACUUUCAGGGACUUCAUGCAUCAUGGCGGCCAUAGUAGUAAGAUAAGGCGUUCUUUUGGUGAUGAAGAAACCUUCUACAACAUUAAAGAUAAAAAUGAAAAUAUAUGGAAUGGUAGUGUUGGCUUCCCAGAUUACAACUCUCCUGAUGAUUGGGAAUGUGAUCUAUCUUGGAAACACUGGCCAGGUCAAAUGGAUGGCACUUCUGCUGAUUUUGUGAAAACUGGGAACCAUGAACUAUUAGAUUUUACAUCUGAAGGCCACUGCAUAUCGAAGAAAAGGAAUGCCAUGAAAGCAAGAGACAGAUUCAAUAUCUCAGAUUUAUCUGCCCCUUAUUUAAGGCACCAAACAUCAGAAAAUGAUCAUGACUUUGCGACUUCAGAUGGCACCAGGUCUCCUAUGCUAGGAAGGAUUUGGGGCUUUACAGGUGUCAACAACCAACCAGAUUGGCCUUCAUUUGCGACAGAAGAUUCAAGGGACAGUUUGAGUUUGCUUAGUGAAGAGUCAUGCACAUCCAGUGCAGUGAGGGGUGAGGCAACUUAUAAUCAACCAUCAAAUUCAAUGGUUAGGAAGAGCUUGAGAAGACACGACAAAGGUUUUUGCAGCCGGGUAAAUAAGUACAGUUCGAAGAAUAUGCACACCAAAGAAGCAUGGUACAAGAAUGGGGAUGAUAUAGGAUCAAGACCUAAUAAUGCAAAUGGGUCAGGAGAGUUUACAAAGAAGUCACACCCAUCAAGUUCUAAACCAGCACAUCACUCAAACUCUGCAUUUCUGGGAAAAGAAGGACCACAUGAGAGUUGGUUGUUUGGGGAUGGAUAUACUUCAGUUGAUAUAAAUCCAGAUUUCAGCUCUCUGUAUCGAACCUCAGAGACAAAAAAAGCACCCCCUGGCCCCAAGUUUUGGACUGACAAACUCUCAGGUGCAUUUCCAGUUCCUGAACUACAGAUUGGUGCCAAAACAUUGUAUGAGCAAUCCAUAAGGGGUUUCCCUGUAGAAUAUUCACCUUCCAGCAGUUCUUUCUAUGAAAAACCUGCAUUCUACAAACCAUCAAACCAUACACACACUUAUGGUUCCUCUAUUUUCAAUGACAUUGGGGCCAGACCUGAUGAGCCAGAUUUUUCUCUGAAAAUGGAAAGCAAGCCUCCAGAUUCAUUUCAUAUCGCUGGUUCUCUUGGAGAUAUAGAGUUCCCUGACAUAUCAGUGCAGGAAAGUGUUAGCAAAUAUGAGGAACACGCAUCAAGUAUCCAGCCAACUGAUUGCCAAAAAUUUGGGCUGGAAAAGGAAAUUUCCAAUGGGAACAAUGGCUUAUCCUCAGAAGCUAGGAAGCCAAUGGACGCUUCAGAUUCGAAGGACAACUGCAGUGGAUGCCAAGAAACAGAAGAUGAGACCCCAGAAAUAGUAGCAAAAAACUCUCCUAAAAAUGCAGAAGAGGCAUCAUCAGAGGUGAAGAUCACGGAGAGGCUCGAGGGUAGUGAAGAGGGAAAAGGAUGUCACGAUGAUACACAAUUACCUCUUGCAUUCCUCAAUAGGAAUAGAGUAAAUCAAGAAACAGAAGUUCAAGGGUCUGAAGAAAGACUGGUGAUGAGGAGAGAACAGAACAAAUGUCUUGAGACUGUCGACCCGUCCUGCCAAGUGAUGAUGCUUGAAAGCUAUGUUCUUCAACUUCUAUGUGUGCAGAAAGUACUGAAGGAAGCAUCCGCACAGGACCCUGAGAAGAAGGUAUGACAAAUUUCCAACAUUUGUUAGGGACCGGAAUCCUUUUGAAACCACGGGGUGAAGCAGUUGGCCUUUGUAGCCUGCUGUGUUCAAAUGACUCUGAUUUUUAACCGCUUAGUCUAGUGACAGAGUGUGAUCUCUUCUUUCA
Vitis vinifera (wine grape) is the source of this 4476-nucleotide messenger RNA. RefSeq lists its product as uncharacterized. The transcript has 14 exons. Bases 2160 to 4337 code for a protein of 725 amino acids. Lineage: Eukaryota; Viridiplantae; Streptophyta; Magnoliopsida; Vitales; Vitaceae. The record is from RefSeq and is a predicted model, not a curated record.